AAAAAUCUAAGCGCGGUAACGUCAGUGGAGAAGAAGACGGCGAAGUAGCAGAGUCCGCCAUGAAAGAGGAGGGGAAAAGCAUGAGACGGAAGGGGCAACGGCACCGUAAGACCCUAAAUCAGAAUCUCAGAGAGACAUCGAAUAACCAUAAUGACAAGAAGCGUCCACGAGAGAUCGAACUCCACAAUGGCCAUGAACAAGGAGGUUCUUCGGCCUCCUCGAAGCGGUCAAAAUCCUCUAAUUUCCUCGACAUGCUUCGAGCGAGAUUAGCCGGUGGACACUUCAGGAUGCUCAAUGAGAAGCUCUACACUUGCACCGGCAAAGAGGCGCUCGAGUACUUCAAAGAAGACCCCCAAAUGUUUGAUAUGUAUCAUACAGGUUAUCAAGAGCAAAUGUCACAUUGGCCUGAACUUCCUGUUAAUACCAUAAUAAACUGGCUCAAGUCUAGGAGCCCUUCUCUGGUCGUGGCUGAUUUUGGCUGUGGUGAUGCACGGCUUGCAAAGAGCGUGAAGAACAAAGUGUUCUCUUUUGACCUUGUCGCUAAGGAUCCUUCUGUUAUUGCAUGCGAUAUGUCAGAUAUUCCUCUCGAGUCUUUGGCUGUUGACGUUGCUGUAUUUUGUCUUUCAUUGAUGGGAACCAACUAUUCCAGUUACAUUCAAGAAGCACAUAGAGUUCUUCGCCCAAGUGGUUGGCUUCUCAUAGCAGAGGUGAAAAGCAGGUUUGAUCCAAACAAUGGGGGAGCAGACCCGAAAGCAUUUGUAAAGGCAGUAUGUGAUCUUGGAUUUACAUCGGUUUCAAAGGACUUUUCAAACAAGAUGUUCAUCUUAUUUCAUUUUCAGAAAAAGGAGAAGCCAAAUUCAAAGAGGAAGGAGGGGAUGAAGUGGCCAGAACUAAAACCAUGUUUGUACAAACGCCGAUGAUUGUAAGUACACAGACCCCUAGUUCUCAUUCUUCAUCUGAUGCAAGAUUACGUAGAGACCGCUCUAGUAGGUUCUUGUCUGUUGUAGGCUUGUAGUGUAUCUAAAAGCUUAUGAUUGACUGAAAAAGUUUUGGAACAUUCAUCUUCAGUUUUGUUGUUUUCAUUUAAAGUGAUUUUUUUUCUUUUCCUAAUGAAACUCGAAAUGUUUAGUUU
Tarenaya hassleriana is the source of this 1132-nucleotide messenger RNA. RefSeq names its product ribosomal RNA-processing protein 8. Gene Ontology annotation, molecular function: methyltransferase activity. The record is from RefSeq and is a predicted model, not a curated record. The transcript is spliced from 9 exons. The coding region runs from base 60 to 920 and encodes 286 amino acids. NCBI's taxonomy places the organism in Eukaryota, Viridiplantae, Streptophyta, Magnoliopsida, Brassicales, Cleomaceae. Gene Ontology annotation, cellular component: nucleolus.